AUGUUGCCGCUAGCACUUGUUCUGUUCCUCCUCAAGUGUCACAUUGUCUCUUCAGCAUCCAUCGUCAAUACCCUGCCGGGCUUGUCCGGUGAACUCCCGUUCAAACUUGAAACCGGGUACCUGGGGGUGGGCGAUUCAGAUGAUGUGCAGCUCUUUUAUUACUUCAUUGAGUCGGAGAGAAAUCCCAAGGAAGAUCCUCUAGUGCUUUGGCUCACCAGAGGUCCACUGGUAUUUAACUACGCAAAUUCUAGUGGGAACCAACCAACUUUUUUGUUAAAUCCAUACUCAUGGACAAAGCUUGCGAAUAUAAUAUUUUUGGAUCAACCUGUUGGUACUGGAUUCUCAUAUGCAAAAAGUUCUCAAGGAUACAUGACAGGUGAUGCAUUAUCAGCAGCGCAAACUUAUGAAUUUCUAAGGAAGUGGAUUAAAGAUCACCCUCAAUUUCUGAAAAAUCCACUAUACAUUGGUGGUGAUUCAUAUUCAGGCAUGACCGUUCCCAUCAUUACUCAAGAAGUGUCCGAAGGAAAUGAGGUUGGGCGUGAACCACCAAUGAAUCUCAAAGCCCGCAGCUUUACAGCCUUAAAGGAGCACAACUAA
Prunus armeniaca (apricot) is the source of this 597-nucleotide messenger RNA. The record is from the annotation of a GenBank genome assembly. NCBI's taxonomy places the organism in Eukaryota, Viridiplantae, Streptophyta, Magnoliopsida, Rosales, Rosaceae.